CCUCUCCCCGCGGCCCGUUGGGGCCCGGCCGGCUCCCGUAGCGCCGCCCGCGGCUGCGGUGGCGUGUGGGAAGGAGAGACGAUGGCGGCGGAGCCGGGCCGUGCGGAGAUCCAGGCCUUCUUCAGGCGGCUGCGGGCGGUACCGGCCAACAAGUCCUGCUUCGACUGCGGCGCCAAGAACCCGAGCUGGGCCAGCGUCACCUACGGCGUCUUCCUCUGCAUCGACUGCUCCGGCGCGCACCGCGCCCUGGGCGUGCACCUCAGCUUCAUCAGGUCCACAGAGCUGGAUUCUAACUGGAACUGGUUCCAGCUGAGGUGCAUGCAAGUCGGCAGCAAUGCCAACGCGACUGCUUUCUUCCGUCAGCAUGGCUGCACGACAACAGAUGCCAAUGCUAAGUACAAUAGUCGAGCUGCCCAGAUGUACAGGGAGAAGAUCCGGCAGCUGGCGAGUGCUGCCAUGGCCAAGUAUGGCACUGAUCUGCUCAUAGAUGGACUGAGUGGAGCCCCUGGGCAUUCCCCUGACAAGAGCGAUGCUGAUUUCUUCAUGGAGCACACGCAGUCUUCCAGUACUUGGGAUGUAGCAGAUGCCAGCCAGAAUCUUGCACAGUCUUCCCUGGAGGUGGAAAAAGCACCAAAGUCAUCGGAAGGCAGUGAAGUGUCAAAUGCCAGCCAAGGCCCAUCUAUUGACUUGUUGAGCACAUCUCCUAAAGCUCCUCUAGACGUGUCCAUGUAUCUAUCAACACAAGAGUCUGCUCCUGCCAGAGAACUUAAAUCCUCCCUCAUUGGAAAGAAGAAGCCAGGAGCUGCCAAGAAAGGGCUGGGUGCAAAAAAAGGUCUUGGAGCCCAGAAAGUGAGCAGCCAGAGCUUCAGUGAGAUUGAGCGGCAAGCCCAGGUGGCAGAGCAGCUGAAGGAGCAGCAGGCAGCGGAGUCCAGGAAACAAGCUGAGGAGUCCAUAGUCACCUCGAUGCGACUGGCUUAUCAGGAACUGCAGCUCGAUCGGAAGAAGGAGGAGAAGAAACUUCAGAACCUUGAAGGGAAGAAGCGUGAACAAGCUGAGAGGCUAGGCAUGGGCUUGGUGUCAAGAAGCUCUGUUUCACACUCGGUGAUGUCUGAGAUGCAAGUCAUUGAGCAGGAGACGCCACUGGCCGUGAAAUCUUCCCGCUCCCAACUGGACCUGUUUGAAGAUGCUGGAAGCUUCACAUCUGGACCCCCCAAGUACAAAUAUAGUCCCUUCUCAUUUGAAGAUGCCUUUGGCUCACGAUGGGAAACAGACUCUUCGUGGGGUGUUGACAAAGAGGAGGAACCGGAGGUGACAGUUUCCAGUAUUCGGCCAAUUUCAGAGAGGCCCACUAGUAGAAGAGAUACAGAGAACAGGACAUCAGUUGUGGAAUCAAAUGAAGCUCGGCAGAAGUUUGCAGGGGCUAAAGCUAUUUCUUCAGAUAUGUUCUUUGGGCGGGAAGCAGAUGCUGAGUAUGAAGCCAGAUCCCGACUGCAGCAGCUCUCAGGCAGCAGCGCUAUCAGUUCUGCAGACCUGUUUGGAGAGGCUGAGAAUGUGCACUCAGGUGGCGUGUCAAUUGGAAAUGUGCUGCCUGCAGCCGAUAUUGCACAGUUCAAGCAAGGAGUGAAGUCAGUUGCUGGCAAGAUGGCUGUCCUAGCCAACGGGGUGAUGAACUCCCUCCAGGAUCGUUAUGGUUCAUAUUGAUGACCCAGGAACUGCAACUCGCAGGGAAGCCAGCAGGAGGCACUGAUGCCACCUUCGCCUGGAGUAAACUCUGCAGGAUUGUCUUAGUUUGUCUGGGGUGGGUGGGGAAGGGAGAAGGAAAGCAGAAGGGGGCAGGACAUGUCUGUGCCCAGGAUGCUUUCCAAAUAUCUGGAUUCCACUCUGCAUUAAAAUUCGAUGUGCCCUCAGACCCACUGCUAUCUACUAGCCAGUGGAGAUGGGGAUAACCUCACUGCUGUGAAAGAUGUGGGAAUUCCUGUGACUGCCCUCGUCAGUGCUCCUAUCCUUCUUGGCCCAUCCCUUAGCUGACCACGUGACAGAGGAAAUGGGAAUGCUGUUUUUCUGAACAUGAUGUUACCUGGUCCCCACGGAUGUGACUGUGGCUUUCUGUUCUGCUCAGUGCUCUUACUGCCUGAUCCCAAGCAGGCUGCUGCAGCAGUUAACAGCAUGGGUAAGGCAUUUUCAGCUGCAAGGUUCUAGUGUGCAUGGUAAGCCAUGGUGUCACAAUUCCUCUGUAUUUGCAGGGUCUGCCUUUUACCAUGGGAUUAUCCUUUUUAUUGUCUUGUAAACCGGCAUAUAUUGAUGCGGGAGAACAAAUCAAGCAAAGAUUAUUUUUUUUAGCUUUGAAUCACAUCAUGAGCAAAAAAAGGCCCAGGCCAUGAAGUACUAUAAAGAUAUUUGCUGGA
Cygnus atratus (black swan) is the source of this 2405-nucleotide messenger RNA. It is a transcript of the gene ARFGAP2, whose product is annotated as ADP ribosylation factor GTPase activating protein 2. NCBI's taxonomy places the organism in Eukaryota, Metazoa, Chordata, Aves, Anseriformes, Anatidae. Gene Ontology annotation, molecular function: GTPase activator activity. The coding region runs from base 82 to 1701 and encodes 539 amino acids. Gene Ontology annotation, biological process: COPI coating of Golgi vesicle. The transcript has 17 exons. The record is from RefSeq and is a predicted model, not a curated record.